Dreissena polymorpha is the source of this 2723-nucleotide messenger RNA. RefSeq names its product X-ray radiation resistance-associated protein 1-like. Lineage: Eukaryota; Metazoa; Mollusca; Bivalvia; Myida; Dreissenidae. Bases 61 to 2430 code for a protein of 789 amino acids. Gene Ontology annotation, molecular function: protein binding. Gene Ontology annotation, cellular component: nucleus. The transcript is spliced from 15 exons. The record is from RefSeq and is a predicted model, not a curated record.
UGGCUUUUGAAACAACACCUGACGGGGAACCAGCGUUGUUACCGUGGCGAUGUUUACAAAAUGGCGGCGAUACCUGGGAUAAAAUAUGAUGAUGGUUUACCAGCAACAUCCGCCAACUGCUUUCCUGUUAGAACAUUAUUGAGACACGAUGCUACCGAAGAAGCUGAUGGUUCCUGGCUGGUUGCUCACCGGGCUGAACAGAGACGUCGCUUUAAGGCCAUUCUCUGCACUAAGCCAAAGACUUAUGCCCGGAUCAAGGAGGAGAGAAAACGUGCAGAGAAACAAGGCACGUCUCUCACUGAGCAACUACAGGCUGCAGAUGAACAAGAGGAGGAGGAAGAGAAAGAUAUUCCAGUCUUGGAUGGAUUUUUCUUGAUGCGGCACUGCUGCGUGGAGGACCCAUCUGACCUCUGCUCAGUGAAUAUUGCUGGCAAGGAGAUGACAGACGUAAAGGAAGAAGACCUUGCGCUCUUUGACAAUGUAGCCUAUGUGAACGCAAGCGAAAACUACCUGCCGUUUGAGGCCUUUAGGGGAUUCCCAAUACUGAGGGAGUUGGAAAUGCCACUAAAUGGCCUACGUAGUAUCAAACCUAAUCUUGGAGACUAUCCCAAUCUAGAGGUGCUGGACAUGUCGUACAACAAUCUGUCCCAUGAUGACAUCCUUACCCUGGGCCUGCUCACCAACCUCAAGGUGCUCCACCUCACGGGCAACGGGCUCCACUCCCUGCCAGCUAACAUGGCCAUGCCGAAAUACCACGAGAAAAGUAAUCAAGAGAUCCUGCGUUUCUCUAAGCUGGAGAUUCUACUGCUGGAUGACAACAAGUUAGAGGAUGUUUCAGUGUUUGCAGCCCUUGCUGGUUUGUCAAGCUUAAAACACCUGAAUCUAGAGAAGAAUGAACUGUACUACGUCCCAAUGUUGAAGUCGGUAGAGGGGAAGGUCAUACCAAAUGACAGCGAAAAAGAUGCUAGGAAACUGAGACGAUCGGCCGAAAAGGGGGGUCGUAGGUCGGCUAGAGGUCAAAGGUCAAAAGAGGCGACCCCAAGACAGGUGGCUGAGAAGAAGGGUCGUGAGAAUACGACAGAUGUUCCCCAGCCAACACCAGCACCGACAGAACUCUCGGAACAGAAGAGCUCGGAAAAACCUGGGAUGGAUGUACAACCAGAUAUGCUAAACGAGGACCUUGCAAAUUUGUCACGACAAGUCACAGAUAUGGACCUUGAAAAAGAGGUCACCUUUGCCACGCUGGAGGGGGAAACUAAAGGGGAACAAUCCCUCGGUGAUGGAUCCCAGUUACCCCCCUUUCCUGACCUUCGUGCAUUAAAUCUGGCCUACAAUAAGAUAGAGGAUGAGGAGGCGCUGCUGGCGGUGGCAGCCUGGCCCAUGUUGGUGGAGCUCAUCAUCCACAACAACCCUCUCACGACCGAGAACAGUGGAGACCCUCCACUCCUGCAGAGGUUUUUGGGAGACCGGCUCGGUAUCCGCAUCAAACGGAAAAAAGAGUCAGAAAUUGUGAAGCCCCAUGUUGAAGUUAAAAUUAGGAAAUCAAGAUAUGUUUCCUCCAUUGUGCCCAAAAUCCCCAAGAUGCAUGUGGAUGAUUUACUGAUGCUGGAAGCCCCAAAACCCCCAAGCGAGCCCAAGCCUGAGAGGUCGCGCUCCCACAUGACCCUUGACCCCCAGAAACCUCUGCCUCCCAUUCCUGGUACACCCACUGAAGGUCAGAGGUCAAGGUCACAUGUAAAGGAGGAGGUCACAGAGAAUGAAAGGUCAGACAAAGGUCGAGUUCAAAGAGAGGCCACUGGAACUGAUGGAAAGUCAGACAGAGAUGCCUUCUUUAUGACACAGGUGGAUGACCAAGAAGAGGAGAGGGCCGCCCAGGGGCUGAGGAAGGUGCCAGUGGAGGGGAAACCCCCUGUGAGGCCCAGUGGGACUAACGAGAACCAGUCCAACAAGUACGAGGGCUAUGAGAUACUGCUGGACGUGUCAGAGGAUCCACACUACCAGCCACCCAAGGAUAUGCACGGGAACAUCAAGGCACUGAAGUAUGCCCUGGGUCAUGAGCUCGUCUACAGGGACCCUGCGGCCAGACUGGACAGGAUCAGCAAACCCGUGGAGCCCUACAGAAGGUCUGAGCUUAAGUCCACGCCGCGGGUGACCCAGGCCAUGAAGAAGGUUGAGAUGCUAAGAGAGAUGAGGGACCGAGUCACCACCGAGGAGGCCGGACUGGCCGACGUACUGGACUCAGGGAACAUGGAGCUAAGGCAUAGGUUCCCGGAGUCUGACCGGCUGUUGUCAGAGAUCCAGAGGCGUUACAAUGCUGUACGAGUCAACUCCAUGAAGGAGGCCAAAGAAGCCCGCAAGAUGCUGUCAGCUACAUUAGACAAAGUUACAAACACCAAGGACGUUGGGAAACGUGUAAAACUUGAAGCCUAGGCUCCACAUAUAACAUUCUCAGUUAUUCUAUGUCAGUAGAGUGAUUUUAGUUAUGAAAAAUGGUGGAUGUGCGAGUGAUUAAAUAUUUGUUUUGUGAUAUUUUAAUUAUUUCUCAUAAAUAAAUUUUGUUUAUAUGUGUGUAUGUUAUACACUUGUCAACUGCUGAGAAAAUCUUGCUUAUAAAACAUAUGCAUGUGUUUCAUGAAGUGAUAUAUAUUUUAUGACCUGUGAUGUUGUACAAUAUAUUUGAAUACACAUGUGUACACAUUAUUUUUAAUAAACUUUAAUAUUUA